GGAAGCUGCCUGGUCGUUCCGAGAGGGGAUAAAGCGCGUUCUUCUCCGUGCUGUAGAGGUGCAGCAUUCGGCUGAAGCAGGUGAACAGGUGCCUCCUGCAUCAGCUAGCGGUCGAUUUGGAGGUGCACGUCUGCCCAAGCUGGAGCUCCCGAAGUUCGACGGUGAUGUGAUGAAGUGGGGCACCUUCUGGGAGUCGUUUGAAUGUGCAGUGGACCAGGCGGAUCUGUCUGAGGUCCACAAGCUGACCUACCUGAGGUCUCUUCUCGUUGGAGAAGCAAAGCAGUGCGUGGAGGGCCUCCCCCUCAGGGCUCAGCACUACGCUGCCGCCUGUGACCUGCUGAAGAGCCGGUUUGGUCGCCCAGAGCUCAUCAUCUUCGCUCACGUGCAGCAGCUGUUGAGCCUUGGCAGCUCGAGUGAAACCAAGCUGCAAGACCUGGUCGACCGGCUCCUGGUGCAGGUGCGGAGCCUGGCUGCGCUGGGCGUCACUGGUCAGCAAUAUGGAGUGAUCCUGACGCCUCUCAUCCUGUCGCGCCUGCCCUCUGAGGUGCGCUUGGAGUGGGCCAGGAGCAGUGUUGGAAGAGAGGGUGACCUGGACAAUCUCAUCAGCUUCCUGCAACAAGAGAUCUCCAGGCUGGAAAGGUCAGGCGUGUAUGAGGGCCUGACGUCAACGAGGACGACUACCUCUCCAGGCCAGGCAGCUGCUGCUGCCACUGGACGCCGACCUGCCUUCUCUGGUGGGCGCCAGGGACCGGUGGCUGGCCUCCUGGGCCAGCGUGGGGCUCGUUCAGCCUCCCGCCCUUCUACUGCUGCUCUACAGUCCGCCGCUGCUGUGCGGUGUGGCUUCUGCGGACAGCAGCAUCAGACAGCUAAGUGCUUGGGGUGGCAAAGACUGAGUGUAGAUGACCGGUUCAGCUGUGUGAGAGAGAAACGCUUGUGUUUUUGCUGUUUAGAGACUGGGCACAUGGCUAGACGCUGUGCUGCCAGAUGUGGGAAGUGUGGUGGGCGUCACCAUGUGACCCUGUGUGCUAAUGAGGGUUCCCGGAGGGUGGAUGCUGGGGUUGGAGCCAGGGAGGGGGCCCCCACCCAGGGUGUAGCCAUGGGGGGAGGGGGACAGGGUGAGAGUGUUUCACUUUCAUGCACAACCAAUGGAACUGUCACAUUGCUGCCUGUCGCCACAGUAUUGGUCCCUUCCGUGGAUGGUAACAGUGUUGUCAAAGGUACUCUGAUCUUUGAUGGAGGUGCAGACCGCUCAUUUGUGACAAAGUCGUUCAUGAGGAAGGUCAAAGGAGAGCUUGAGGGCUCUGUCGAGAUGAGCUGUGCCUCCUUUGGUGGCUCAAAAAUGACUGAUGUGUGUGAUGUGUAUGAAAUCAGUGUGACUGGCCUGAAUGUCUCUGUGCCCACAGCUGAAAAACUGCGAGUAGUGGAGGUGGAGCAAAUAUCGGCGCCCCUGCGGAGACCACCUGUGUCCUCGAACCUACUGCAGCCCUUCAACCACCUCCAGCUGGCUGCUGACUGCCCCUCGUCUGAGUCCACGCUGCACAUAGACCUGGUGAUCGGGCAGGACCAGUACUGGGCCCUUGUUAAGGCGGGGCUGGUGAGGGAUGGUGGGCUAGUGGCUAUGGAGACAGCCUUUGGCUGGGUUCUCUCUGGUGCUGUGGAUGGACGGUCGAAAGUAGAGGGCUGACAGUUACUGACCUUGGUAGUGCCGCACACCUGUGGCUGUGAUGUGUGGGCUCAGGGUCCCUGUGAUGUGGAGAAUAGCGAUGAGAGUGAGGAUUCAUUGCUAAGGAGGUUCAAUGAGACGAUAGAGUUUGAGGACGGGAGGUACACAGUACAGAUUCCUUGGACAGAUUCUAGGGAUCAGUUACAGGAUAACAGAAGGGAAGCAGAGAGGAGACUGAUAAGUUUGGAGAGGCGGCUUCAGCGGAAUCCCCCUCUCCAGGCUGCCUAUGGUGCUGCUCUUCAACAGAUGGAGGAUGAUGGCUUCAUCAGUGAGGUGCCUCCUGAUGAGCUCGUGACCGAGAACGUGACGUUUUACCUACCUCACAGACCAGUUGUGAAACUGAGCAGCAGCACUACCAAGGUGCGACCCGUCUUCGAUGCCAGUUCGAGAGGGUCUAACGGACUGUCCUUGAAUGAUGUUGUGCACACUGGCCCCUCUCUGAUGCCCAGCGUGCAGGAUGUGUUGCUGCGUUUCAGGCGUUGGAGAUAUGGCGUCAGUGCUGAUGUGAAGCGUGCCUUUCAUCAGAUCUGUUUACAGGAUGAGGACAGAGAUGCACACCGGUUCCUGUGGCGCCAAGAUGGACGCCUCCGUGUGAUGCGCUUCAAGCGUGUGGUGAUGGGUGUGGCGUGCAGCCCCUUCUUGCUCAAUGCGACCAUCAAAUACCAUCUCUCACAGAGCCCUGACAGCAAGGUGAAGACGGAGCUGUUGGACUGCCUCUAUGCGGACGACUGGCUGUCCGGGGCCGACAGCGAGGAGGAGGCGGCGGCUCUGCUGCAGGAUGCCUGCACCGUGAUGGCUGCUGCAGGCAUGGAGCUGACUAAGUGUUCCAGCAACUCGCCGCUCCUGUUGGACGCGGUGAGACAGGGGGCCGCCUGUUCAGAGAAUGAAAGUGUGAAGGUGCUCGGCGUCACCUGGUGUCAGGAUGAUGACACACUCUGUUUCACAGGUGACCACCUGCCUGUUGGGAUUGUGCCGACAAAGCGUGUGGUGCUGUGUAUGAUGGCCCGCGUGUAUGACCCGCUUGGCUUACUCAGUCCCUUCACAGUGCUGGCCAAGAUUUUAUUCGAAGAGCUAUGGGAGCUCAAGGUGGACUGGGACGAGGAGCUUCCGGAGGAGAAGGCAGAGCUGUUCUGCCGCUGGCUGGACGGCUGCCGGCGACUGCGGGACGUGAGGGUGUCCCGCUGCUUCACUGCGAUGUCCGCCGGUGACUGGUCGUCACUCACAGGUGAUGUGGAGCUGCACGUAUUUGCGGACGCUUCUCUGAAGGCGUAUGGUAGCUGUGUCUAUCUCAGGUUCGUGCAGCCUGACGGUUCAUACCGCGUGUCUUUCGUCAUGUCCAAGGGACGCGUGGCGCCGCUGAGGCAGCGGCUGACUCUCCCCAGACUGGAGCUGCUGGCGUGUCUGACGGCAGCAGAGCUGGUGAGACUAGUUAUCGAGGCUCUGCGCCUACCGGAGGAGACCCCCUAUGUGUGCUGGAGCGAUUCUAUGGUCGCUCUCGGAUGGCUCAGGGGGCGACCUGAGCGCUGGGAUGUGUUUGUACGUAACCGUGUUUCUCGCAUACAGGAGCUGACCUGCUCAGAGAACUGGCGCCACUGCCGGUCUGAGGAUAACCCUGCUGACCUCAUGACUCGGGGCGUGUUGGCAGAACAGCUGGUGACGUCACCGCUGUGGUUCAGCGGACCGGAAUGGCUGUCACGGGCGGAGACGGCGCCCGUGUCUGCUGACGUCACACCACCUGCUCCUCAGCUGCCUGAGGAGGUGGAUGCUGUGGCCGGUGCAACUCUGACGGCGGUGAGAGUGGACGAGUCUGAGCGCGGCCUGUUUCAGGUGACGAGAUACGGGACGCUGGCGAAAGCCACGCGUGUCGUGGGGUGGACGCUGCGGUUUGUGUAUAACUGCAGGCACCGCUCAGAGCGCCGAGCUGGUGAGCUCACAACUGAGGAGCUGGCGGCUGCCUGUGACCAUUUGUAUCGUGCCGCACAGGUAGACAGCUACUCUGCCGAGAUUGACCUGCUGCGGCAGGGCAAGCCAGUGCCCGCCAGCUCGCCACUCCUCAGAUUGACGCCCUUUCUCGCUGAUGACGGUCUUCUGCGCGUGCGCGGGCGGCUGCAAAUGUCUGACUUGUCGUAUGAGGAAAAGCAUCCGAUAAUUAUCCCCAAAGGCUACCUGGCAGAGCUGCUGGUGCGUGAGCGGCACAGGGUGAUGAAGCACUGCGGUGUUUCGACCUUGAUGACCGCCCUGAGGUCCAGCCUUUGGAUCGUCGGUUUGCGCUCGAUCGCGCGGCGCGUCGUGAGGAGCUGCGUGUCCUGUCGGAGGCACGACUCUCGAGCCUGCUGCGAGCCGGCGCCACCCCUGCCUCGUGACAGGGUGACCGAGGCGAAAGUUUUCGAAGUUUGUGCACUUGAUUUUGCAGGUCCUCUGUUCUCUGCCGAUUGUCCGAAGCAGAAAUUGUAUAUCUGUUUGUUUACGUGCUCUGUGGUGAGGGCCGUGCACCUCGAGUUGACGGAGUCGAUGGGAGUUGACGAUUUUUUGUUAGCCUUUCAGAGGUUUGCAGCGCGGCGCGGUGUUCCGUCGACUGUCUAUUGUGACAAUUUCAGGACUUUCAAGUGCGCCGAGCGUCUGUUACAGGGGCAGUACGGCCGACUUGCGCCGAGAUUCAAAUACUCGGCGCCACUGGCUCCCUGGUGGGGAGGCCAGUUUGAGCGCAUGGUGCGCAGCGUUAAGGCGGCGCUGAAAAAAUCCCUCGGUCAGAGACAUUUGACAAAAACUGAACUGCAGACUGUGCUGACUGAAAUCGAGGCUUGUGUGAAUUCCAGGCCGCUGACCUUUGUUGGUGAUGCACCUGAUGACCCUGUGCCACUGACCCCUGCGCACUUUCUGACUGGGCACAGUGUGGGCUUCCAAGUGCGGUCGGCUCAGGAGCCCUCCGCUCAGACAGCAGAUACACUCAGAUCGCGCGCGAGGGCUAGAGCGAGGCGUCUGAACAAGUUCUGGACGGUUUGGAGUCGUGAUUAUCUCAGGAGCCUCCCUCUAGCGGUGAGGCGCUUCAGAUCCCAAGGUGGGCUGGUGGAGGGUUCAGUUGUCCUCCUUCAGGACGAGAAUCAGCCCCGAUUUAAGUGGGAGAUGGGAGUGGUGACCAGGUUGUUCCCUGGGAGGGAUGGUGUGCCCAGAUCUGCCGAGGUACGAACGUGCCGUGGACGGAAGACGAGGGCAGUGCAGCGUCUGCACGACCUCGAGAUCCUGAGUCCGUGAGUCCGACCAUCACACCGUGAGUCCGUGAGUCCUCUUCUCACCCUGACCUCGGCUGCCCAGUGCCCGUCUCCGCAUUGGUGUGAUAUUUGUCGUGGUUUAGUUUUGCGCCGAUGUGUUUGUUCAGUUUCUCGUCGAUUUUUAUAAUGCGCCGAUUUGAUUUAUCGUAUGCUAAGCCGGUGGUAUGUGAUGUGUUGUGAACUUGCGAAACGUCUGUCCCGUUUCACGGGGGGAGGAUGUUAGGGAAUACCGCCGGUCUACCGGGCAGGUGGCCCGAAUGCCGGACGCUCGAGCGCCGGCUGGCGGGCGCGGCGGCUCGGUCGGUCGGUGCCGCGUGAGUUACGUGUGCGCUCGGCCUGCCCCCCGGCGGUGAGCGAUCAGCUGACCGGGCCCGGGCGGCCGGUAGCGGGGGCUGUGGCGAGCAUUAUUGGCUGUUGGUCCGUGCUGGGACGAAGUUGUCGGUCUUGGAUGUGUGAAUUGUCACCGUUCGUGGCAAAUACAAGACUGAUUAC
Messenger RNA from Amphibalanus amphitrite, 5484 nucleotides. RefSeq lists its product as uncharacterized. The record is from RefSeq and is a predicted model, not a curated record. Bases 1970 to 4975 code for a protein of 1001 amino acids. NCBI's taxonomy places the organism in Eukaryota, Metazoa, Arthropoda, Thecostraca, Balanomorpha, Balanidae. Gene Ontology annotation, molecular function: nucleic acid binding. Gene Ontology annotation, biological process: DNA integration. The transcript is spliced from 2 exons.